AUGGAAAAUAACUUACUUCCGGAUGAAAACUCCAACAACGAAUUAUUGCCAACUAAACUUUACAAAAGAAGAUGGUAUAUUUUGAUGGUUUUCGUGUACUACGCUUUUGUGAACGGUAUUCAAAUGACUGAAUAUUCAAGCAUAACCGAUGUAGUUUCCAAGUAUUACAAAGUUAGCCAUUUUAUGGUAAAUUGGACGUCGUUACUCUAUAUGAUUCUUUAUCCUGUUUUGAUGAUUCCAGCAUCCUACAUUAUUGAGAAAAAGGGUUUACGUGUGGCGUCACUAUUCGGAUGUUUCGGCACCACAAUAGGAACUUUGAUAAAAUUGUUUUCCAUCGGCCCAAAUCGGUUUUGGGUAGUUAUGCUUGGUCAGUUUUGCACUGCCUCAUCUUUAGUUUUUAUUAUGUGCCUGCCACCGAAAAUAGCUGCGGUUUGGUUCAAACCAAGUGAGAUCUCGAUGGCUUGUUCUCUGGGUACACUAGGUCCAAGUUUGGGAAAUGCAUUUGGAUAUUUGCUUACAGUAUCAAUAGUGAAUGCUAGCGAUGAUAUUGGUCAAAAUUUGAGUAUUCUUUGCUGGGUGCUGGCUAUUUUGAUUAUUCCAGUUAGCGUAACUGUGUUUUGCUAUUUUCCUGAAAAACCUCCACUACCGCCAAGCAUUUCACAAAGCAAAUAUCGAAGGGAUGCGCAUAAACAAAAAAAAAUAUCAUUAUUCAAAAGCUCGAAUUUUCCUUUAGGGUUUUUUAUUCAUUUGCUGGCCUAUGCUACCAAUAUAGGAGUUUUUUCAACUGUUAUAAUUCUUUUGAGCGAAUUCGUUAAUGCAUACUUUCAGAAUGCAGUAGAAGAUGCAGGCAAAAUGGGAUUUUGCAUGAUGGCAUUCGGACUUUUUGGCUCCGUUGCAUUUGGAUUCUAUUUAGAUAAAACUCAUAAAUACAAGGAGUCCUGCAUCUUUAUAUACCUUGUGGCAACAGUGAGCAUAAUGCUACUAACAGUGGCACUGGAAAAACGUUCAUUGAUAUGUGCCUAUAUCAUAUGCAGCAUAUUUGGAGUUUGUAUCAAUCCAUAUAUACCAGUGGGUUUUGAAUUUGGUAUUGAACUAACCUAUCCAAGUGACGAAAGUACUGUAGCUGGACUACUAUUUGCUGCAUCACAGUUUAUGAGUGUUAUCAUGGCAGUUAGUGUGGCCCAUAUUAAUGUUUACUAUGGAUCGUUUUAUGCCUUAACAACUUUAUCUGUGGUACUUACUGUCGGUACUUUAAUUCAGACAUGUGUCCCUAACGAUUUAAGACGACAAAGGAUUUUUAAAAUGGAAAGACAUCAAGUUCUUUUUAGAAAAUAA
Molecule: messenger RNA, 1335 nt
Organism: Ceutorhynchus assimilis (cabbage seed weevil)
Lineage: Eukaryota; Metazoa; Arthropoda; Insecta; Coleoptera; Curculionidae
Source: the annotation of a GenBank genome assembly